GCGCGGCGCCACCGGGUGUUUACCUGGCGUCCUAGCAACGGGCCGCGCGCGGAGGGGGCGCGGAGCCUGGCGCUGCAGUGUGUGUGCUAAGCUCAGAUCGGAGCCUUGACGGAUCCCAUGGGUGUGGCUCUGAGGAAAUCCGCGCAGUGGACUGCUGCAGGUUACGGAACCAGAACCUUGGAAAUCACUCCUCUCAAUGAGGCGAUACUGAAAGAAAUUAUGAUCUUCGUGGAGAGUUUUAUCUACAAACAUCCCCAAGAGGCAAAAUAUGUUUUUGUAGAACCACUUGAAUGGAAAACAAACUUGGACCCCUCAGCGUUUGAAUCGGGAUAUAUAGUCAGUGAAACAACAGUCAAAUCAGAAGAAGUUGACAAAGAUGGGCAGCCCUUGCUGUUCCUCUCUGUGCCUCACAUUAAGAUCAGGAGCUUCGGGCAGCUGUCCCGCUUCUUGCUUACUGCCAAAGAUACAAAACUGAAGGAAGCACAGGCCUGUAUCGAAGCUAACAGAGAUCCCGUAACAAAAAUCCUGGGUUUGGAUUAUAAUGCGAUGAAAGAUGACACAUCCGUAGUGAAUAUUCUUGAUAAAAUCACCAAAGAUGGAGAUCCCGAAAGUGAGAUUAAGAUGAAGCUUGGCGUACUGCUCAAGCACCUGGAUCUGCACCUACUGAAUCAUUCUCUGAAACAUAUUUCAUUAGAAAUAUGUUUAAACCCAGCAAUUGUUAAGAACGAUAUAGAACAGCUGAAACAUCUCUCAGGGAAAGGAGAACAAACCGUCUUGGAAUCUAUCGACUACACCUCAGAUUAUGAAUUUUCAAAUGGAUGCCGAGCCCCACCUUGGAGACAGAUUCACGGGGAAAUUUGUUAUGUGGUGGUGAAACCACAUGAUGUUGAAACUCUCUGCAUUACCUGUAGUGCCGAAGGAGUAUUUUUAAAUGGUGGCAAAACAGAUGAUGAGGGGGGAAUUAAUUAUGAAAGAAAAAGUGAAAUUUAUAAAGACCUUGUCACAUUUUUAAAAGAAAAAUCAGCAAAAUUCUUGGAAAAUAUGUCUAAACAGGAUGUUAGAUUCAGUGAAGAAUGGGACAAAGAAAAGGAGCUUAAUGAGGCACCUAAAAAGGAAGAAGAACCCACCCUUCAGAAAGCUCUUCCUGCUUCAGCCAAGAGUGCGCUGGAGAAGAACCAAAUUAAUUUUGGGAAGAGUCAAAUGACCAAAAGAUUAGAGCCAAGUUUAAACUGGAAGGCCACUGUCGAUUUCAAAGAUCACAAAAACGUACUGAGAGACACCCAAGAAGAAAGACACGGGGGAAAACUUGAAAGGUCUGGACCAAUUGUUUCCGCAGGAAGAACACAGUUAGUCCGUAAGAGUGCUGAGAAGAUUGAGGAGAUUAUCAGUGAGAGCUCCUCAGAGAGUGAGGAAGAUGAAGAACCACCUGAUCAUCGUCAGGAAGCAAAUGCAGAUUUGCCAUCGGAAUAUUGGCAAAUUCAGAAGCUGGUGAAAUAUUUAAAGGGAGGAAAUCAGACAGCUACAGUGAUUGCGUUGUGUUCAAUGAAGGAUUUCAACUUAGCGCAGGAGACCUGCCAGCUGGCGAUCAGGGAUGUCGGAGGCCUUGAAGUUUUGAUAAAUUUACUUGAUACAGACGAAGUCAAGUGUAAGAUUGGUUCAUUAAAAAUCCUGAAGGAAAUCAGUCAUAAUCCGCAAAUCAGACGUAAUAUUGUUGACCUUGGGGGCUUACCAAUUAUGGUUAAUAUACUUGAUUCUCCACAUAAGAGUCUGAAAUGCCUGGCAGCUGAGACAAUCGCAAAUGUGGCCAAGUUUAGAAGAGCCCGACGGGCGGUGAGACGCCAUGGGGGCAUCACCAAACUGGUCGCUCUACUCGACUGUGCACACAAUUCACAAGAACCGGCUCAGUCAAAUCUGUAUGAUGCCAGAGACGUGGAAGUAGCUCGUUGUGGGGCGCUGGCAUUAUGGAGCUGCAGUAAGAGUUAUGCAAAUAAAGAAGCCAUUCGUAAAGCUGGCGGCAUUCCUUUGUUGGCUGGCUUACUGAAGACUUCGCAUGAGAACAUGCUAAUUCCAGUGGUGGGGACAUUACAAGAAUGUGCAUCAGAGGAAAACUACCGAGCUGCAAUCAAAGCAGAAAGGAUAAUUGAAAAUUUGGUAAAGAACCUAAAUAGUGAGAAUGAACAAUUGCAGGAACACUGUGCCAUGGCCAUCUAUCAGUGUGCCGAAGAUAAGGAAACCCGUGACCUGGUGAGACUUCAUGGAGGACUUAAACCCCUGGCCAGUCUGCUCAAUAACACUGACAAUAAAGAACGGUUGGCCGCGGUCACGGGGGCAAUAUGGAAAUGUUCCAUCAGCAAAGAGAAUGUGACCAAGUUUCGGGAAUACAAAGCCAUUGAGAUGUUGGUGGGACUUUUAACUGACCAGCCUGAAGAAGUACUUGUGAACGUGGUUGGUGCACUGGGGGAAUGUUGUCAGGAAUAUGAAAACCGAGUCCUUGUCCGGAAAUGUGGUGGCAUUCAACCACUUGUGAACCUCCUCGUAGGAAUAAACCAAACUCUUCUUGUCAACGUCACAAAAGCAGUUGGUGCUUGUGCAGCAGAACCCGAAAGUAUGGCGAUAAUUGAUCGCUUAGAUGGAGUUCGUUUGUUGUGGUCUCUGUUGAAAAAUCCUCACCCAGAUGUGAAGGCCAGUGCAGCUUGGGCCCUCUGUCCCUGCAUCCAAAAUGCUAAGGAUGCUGGAGAAAUGGUUCGUUCCUUUGUUGGUGGUUUGGAACUUGUUGUCAAUUUACUGAAAUCAGAUAAUAAAGAAGUUUUGGCAAGUGUAUGUGCUGCUAUUACCAAUAUAGCAAAAGAUCAAGAAAAUUUAGCUGUAAUUACAGAUCACGGAGUUGUCCCUUUAUUGUCCAAACUAGCAAAUACAAAUAAUGAUAAACUGAGGCGCCAUCUAGCAGAAGCUAUUUCACGCUGCUGUAUGUGGGGGAGAAACAGAGUGGCCUUCGGCGAGUACAAAGCAGUGGCUCCAUUAGUGCGUUACCUGAAAUCAAAUGACCCCAAUGUACAUCGAGCGACAGCUCAAGCCUUGUACCAGCUCUCGGAAGAUGCGGAUAACUGCAUCACCAUGCACGAGAAUGGAGCAGUAAAGCUUCUGCUGGAUAUGGUUGGGUCGCCAGACCAGGACCUCCAGGAAGCCGCUGCCGGUUGUAUAUCCAACAUACGCAGACUGGCUCUUGCUACAGAAAAGGCAAGAUACACUUGAAAUGUGAUCAGAUGUUAACAGCUACCAAAUUUUACGUGACAGAGAACCAGGCAGUCCCAUGGCCAGGGAGCCUAGACCAGGAAGCAGUGACUAGCAAAUGCUUUUUACAAACAGAUAAACGUCUGGAUGAAAACACAGGAACUAAAAAGUCAAAGGGUGCUAUUCACCCACAAAUUGCAUAGGUAUUUGUGUCCUGUUUAAUAUUUUAGGGAUAUGCCAUAUAAAGAAAUGUAAAACCAAUAAAUUUGUGAUAAUUUUCCAAGAAUUUGAGAAUAUAUGUGUACAAUACAUAUACUUAUUUGGGAGGAUACUUUUGUAUUUGUGAUGAUUUUAAUAAAAGAUAUGGCUUUCCCAGUG
Molecule: messenger RNA, 3609 nt
Organism: Mustela lutreola (European mink)
Lineage: Eukaryota; Metazoa; Chordata; Mammalia; Carnivora; Mustelidae
Gene: ODAD2
Product: outer dynein arm docking complex subunit 2
Exons: 20
Coding region: 118-3252 (1044 amino acids)
Molecular function (GO): protein binding
Source: RefSeq, a predicted model, not a curated record